Molecule: messenger RNA, 3707 nt
Organism: Paralichthys olivaceus (Japanese flounder)
Lineage: Eukaryota; Metazoa; Chordata; Actinopteri; Pleuronectiformes; Paralichthyidae
Source: RefSeq, a predicted model, not a curated record
AUCCAAGCCACCUGGUAUGAGAAGCUGCAUGAGUGGGAAGAUGCCCUGGUGGCAUACGACAAGAAGAUCGACAUGAACAAAGAGGAUCCAGAGCUCAUCCUAGGCAGGAUGCGCUGCUUAGAGGCCCUGGGAGAAUGGGGCCAGUUACACCAGCAGUGCUGUGAGGAGUGGACACUGGUGAGCGAGGAAACCCAGGCCAAGAUGGCUCGUAUGGCUGCUGCUGCCGCCUGGGGUCUAGGGCACUGGGACAGCAUGGAGGAGUACACAUGCAUGAUCCCAAGAGACACACACGAUGGCGCUUUUUACAGGGCAGUGCUCGCCCUGCAUCAGGACCUCUUCUCAUUGGCCCAGCAGUGUAUUGACAAAGCAAGAGACCUCCUGGAUGCGGAGCUGACGGCCAUGGCUGGAGAGAGCUACAGUCGAGCCUAUGGGGCCAUGGUAUCUUGCCAGAUGCUGUCAGAGCUCGAGGAGGUGAUCCAGUACAAGCUGGUGCCAGAGAGGAGGGACAUCAUCAGGGAAACAUGGUGGGAGAGGCUUCAGGGUUGUCAGCGUAUUGUGGAGGACUGGCAGAGAAUACUGAUGGUCCGAUCGCUGGUCAUCAGCCCUCACGAGGACAUGAGGACUUGGCUGAAGUACGCCAGCCUCUGUGGCAAGAGUGGACGUCUGGCACUGGCCCACAAGACCCUGGUGCUCCUUCUUGGUGUCGACCCCUCCAAGCAACUUGAUCACCCGCUGCCAACAGCCCACCCACACGUCACCUACGCUUAUAUGAAGUAUAUGUGGAAGAGUGCCCGCAAGAUUGAUGCCUUUCAGCACAUGCAACACUUUGUGCAAGGGAUGCAGCAGCAGGCCCAGCACGCCAUUGCAGCUGAGGACCAACAGCACAAGCAGGAGGUCCACAAACUGAUGGCCAGAUGUUUCCUGAAGCUGGGAGAGUGGCAGCUCAGUCUGCAGGGGAUCAAUGAGAGCACCAUCCCCAAGGUUUUGCAGUAUUACAGCCAUUCCACUGAGCAUGACCGCAACUGGUACAAGGCCUGGCACGCAUGGGCCGUGAUGAAUUUUGAGGCGGUCCUACACUACAAGCACCAAAACCAAGGACGCGACGAAAAGAAGAAGUUGCGACACGCCAGCGGUGCCAGUGCUAACAGUGAAGCCAGCAACAGUGACAGCGAAGUGGACAGCACAGACCACAGUCCUGUGCCUUCACCGGGCCAGAAAAAGGUCAAUGAGGAUCUCUCAAAGACGUUGCUCUUGUACACAGUUCCUGCUGUUCAAGGUUUCUUCCGCUCCAUAUCCCUGUCCAGAGGCAAUAACCUGCAGGACACACUCAGGGUUCUGACUCUUUGGUUUGACUAUGGUCAUUGGCCUGAAGUGAACGAAGGCCUGGUGGAGGGCAUCAAGACCAUUCAAAUCGACACCUGGCUGCAGGUGAUCCCUCAGCUCAUAGCUCGAAUCGAUACCCCUCGAGCCCUGGUGGGGCGCCUCAUCCACCAGCUGCUCACAGACAUCGGACGCUAUCAUCCUCAGGCUUUGAUCUACCCACUGACUGUGGCCUCCAAGUCCACCACCACAGCACGCCACAAUGCUGCGAACAAAAUCCUGAAGAAUAUGUGUGAACACUGCAACACUUUGGUUCAGCAGGCCAUGAUGGUGAGUGAGGAACUCAUCCGAGUGGCCAUCUUAUGGCACGAAAUGUGGCACGAAGGCCUUGAAGAAGCUUCACGUCUUUACUUUGGUGAGCGCAAUGUCAAGGGAAUGUUUGCUGUGCUGGAGCCUCUACAUGCCAUGAUGGAGAGAGGACCACAAACCCUCAAAGAAACCUCUUUUAACCAGGCUUAUGGCAGGGACUUGAUGGAGGCUCAGGACUGGUGCAGGAAGUACAUGCGGUCUGGAAAUGUCAAAGACCUGACUCAGGCCUGGGACCUCUACUACCAUGUGUUCAGACGCAUCUCCAAACAGCUGCCACAGCUGACCUCCCUGGAGCUGCAGUACGUGUCUCCAAAGCUGCUUAUGUGCCGGGACCUGGAACUGGCCGUACCAGGCACUUACGACCCCAACCAGCCCAUCAUCCGCAUCCAGUCCAUCGCCGCCUCCCUGCAGGUCAUCACCUCCAAACAGCGCCCCCGCAAGCUCACCAUCAUGGGCAGCAAUGGCCACGAAUUCAUGUUCCUGUUGAAGGGCCAUGAGGACCUGAGGCAGGAUGAGAGAGUCAUGCAGCUCUUUGGUUUAGUCAACACACUGCUGGCCAACGACCCUGCGUCACUGCGCAAGAACCUCAGCAUUCAGCGCUACGCAGUGAUCCCCCUCUCCACCAACUCAGGCCUGAUUGGCUGGGUACCCCACUGUGACACCCUGCAUGCCCUCAUCAGAGACUACAGAGAGAAGAAAAAGAUUUUGCUCAACAUUGAACAUCGCAUCAUGCUAAGGAUGGCCCCAGACUAUGACCACCUAACACUGAUGGAGAAGGUCGAGGUGUUUGAGCAUGCCGUCAACAACACGGCAGGAGAUGACCUUGCCAAGCUCCUGUGGCUCAAGAGCCCAAGCUCAGAGGUGUGGUUCGACAGGAGGACCAAUUACACUCGCUCCCUGGCUGUGAUGUCAAUGGUGGGAUACAUCCUCGGACUGGGUGACAGGCAUCCAUCCAACUUGAUGUUGGAUCGAUUAAGUGGGAAGAUUCUCCACAUUGACUUUGGAGACUGUUUUGAGGUGGCCAUGACCAGAGAGAAGUUCCCUGAGAAGAUUCCAUUCAGACUGACAAGGAUGUUGACCAACGCCAUGGAGGUGACAGGCUUGGACGGUAAUUACCGCAUCACAUGCCACACAGUGAUGGAGGUGCUGAGGGAGCACCGGGACAGCGUCAUGGCCGUGCUGGAGGCCUUCGUCUACGACCCGCUGCUGAACUGGAGGCUCAUGGACACAAACAUCAAAGGCAACAAGCGUUCCCGAACCAGGACCGACUCGUACACUGCAGGACAGUCAGUGGAGGCUCUGGAGGGUAUAGACCUGGGAGAGACCACACACAAGAAACCAGGGACCACAGUGCCUGAAUCCAUUCACUCCUUCAUUGGAGACGGCCUGGUACAGCCUGAAGCACUCAACAAGAAGGCUAUUCAGAUCAUCAACAGAGUGAGAGACAAACUUACAGGUCGAGACUUCUCUCACGAUGAGACGCUGGAUGUGCCAACACAAGUGGAGCUCCUCAUCAAGCAAGCCACAUCACAUGAAAACCUGUGCCAGUGCUACAUCGGAUGGUGUCCAUUUUGGUGAAGACCUGUGUUCAGCAGCCGAGGAGAAGCACUCAACUCUAACAGAAAUCCACGAUGCAGAGCAACACAGAAUGUUUUUUUUUUCUUUAAUGUUUUUCAGCUGCUGUUGAAUUGUACAAUUUUCCAGUGACACGUUUUAAGUAUAUGACUUAAAGUACAUUAACACCUCUGGUUUUAUCUGAUGAUCUUUUCCACAUUUUUAACAACAUCAUCACAAUAAGCUCUAUACAGUGGCCAGAGUGUUUAAACAUUUCUUACUUCACUCAAGUUGAAAACCCUCCAGUCCAUCGUAUCAUUUUGAAUUGAUGAGAUGGUCUGCCUUUUUACUAAGUUAAGCAUUCUUUAAAUGUAAACUCCUGAGAGGAUGGAAGUAAAAUUUGAUUUGAGAUCAUCUUGAAGUACUGUACAGGCAGUUGUUUGCCAAUAAAUCCUGCAGAGAUA